CACGGCGGGUGUGGCCGGUCGACAGAGGAUGCCCACUCCUCCUAGGCACCUGAUGCCACCUCUGGUAUGUCCAGGGGUCCGUGUUUGCUCAACUAUCUAUUUUGUAUUGCUUAAAGGAGUUAUGAGAUUGAUCGCUGUUCGUUAUCUUGACCUUUCAUUCUUCCAAGUACACAUUGUAUGAACCCUUACAUGGUUUUGGAAAUAGACUUAAGAAUUAACUGAAUGACGUAUAUGUAUUUAUUUACACCUUUGUGAAUUAUGUACUUGGAGGAUUGAGACAGAUGCUGUAUGACGUGUUUCAUACCGAUUGUUAGGUCAUUCUUGGCACACUGAUUUUGACUACGGAUAACUCCGUUUACCUGAUCAACAUAUAGGGCUCACGGCGGGUGUGAUCGGUCGACAGGGAAUGCUUACUCCUCCUAGGCACCUGAUUCCACCUCUGGUAUAUCCAGGUAUCCGUGUUUGCCCAACUCUGUAUUUUGUAUUGCGUAUAAGUUAUGAGAUUGAUCCCUUUCGCUAUCUUCACCUUUCAUGUUCAUAUAUACAAGAUAGUGUGGGAGUUUUCUGUGUUACCUACAUGUAAGUACUCACCCCAUCCCCUGUUCGAGGAAAAGGAUCUCAUGUGAUGUCACCCUACCCAGUACAUUAAGAAAUAAACCUAAAACACAGAUAUGAUGGGGAUUCAAGUCAUUGAAUGCGUAAUAGAGCCCUAGGAUGACCCAUAUCACAGAAUCCCCUUUCUAUCUAUCGUGUCACAAUGAAAAGGGCACAAAAUGUUAUACUGUGGUUCCAACAAAGUAUACUUCAUUUUUCAUUGUCCUGGGUUCCUAAUCUCAGCUCUGGCAUAUCCAGGGAGCUGUCUUUGCCUAGCUCUCUAUUUUGUAUUCGAUCCGGGUUAGAAUAAGUCUUCAGUACCCCUUGCUGGUCGUAAGAGGCGACUAAAUGGGACAGUCCUUCGGAUGAGAACGCAAAAACCGAGGUUCCGUGUCUCAGCAGGUGUGACACGAUAAAGAUCCCUCCCUGCUCAAAGGUCAUAAGCGCCGAGCAUAGGCCUAAAAUUUUCAGCCCAUCAUCGGCAGUGGUGAUGUCUCCAUAUGAGUGAAAUAUUAUCGAGAGGGACGUUAAACAACAUUCAAUCAAUCAAUCUAUUUUGGAUUCCUUAUAAGAGUUAUAACAUUGAUCACUAUUCGUAAUUUUCACCUUUUAUUGUAUUUUUUAUAGAUAUUAUGAUUUUGGUAUUUUAGAUAGGGAAAAGUAAUAAUGUUGAGGUACUUUAAAUACUUCGAUAGUUAUAUAUUAGAAGGGUGGACGGUGGAAAUAGUAAACAAAGAUAUAUCAGAGAAGCUAAAUUUGAUCUUUACAACUUUAACUCCAGAUACAAAGUAACAAAGAUAUACCAGAGAAGCUAAAUUUGAUCUUUACAACUUUAACUCCAGACACAAAGUAACAAAGAUAUACCAGAGAAGCUAAAUUUGAUCUUUACAACUUUAACUCCAGAUACAGUAAACAAAGAUAUUUCAGAGAAGCUAAAUUUGAUCUUUACAACUUUAACUCCAGAUACAGUAAACAAAGAUAUACCAGAGAAGCUAAAUUUGAUCUUUACAACUUUAACUCCAGAUACAAAGUAACACAGAUAUAUCAGAGAAGAUAAAUUUGAUCUUUACAACUUUAACUCCAGAUACAAAGGGGAGAUCGAGUUCAUCUAAGAUCACGUGUCUUUGACAGGGCAUUGUUUUUUCUUUGCUAUAGCGACCACAGUUGUAAAAUGAUCUGUUAUUUCCGUGUUCAUUCUCGUGGAAAAUACCCCUUCGUGUAAGUCUAUAGCAUUUGUUACAAACAGGCAAUGUGUAGUGUAUCAUAUGCGGUAUUUAAAAUAUAUCGCCCAUAAAACCAUUGAUUGGCCAUCAUUACAUCGUCCAAAGAUGAUUUCCUCGUGGGGUUAGGCGACAGAAGAGGGACUCAAUUUCCAUUCAAGAAAACAAAGAUUUAUGGGCGUUUUCGGGAUACGAACACUUCGAAAAUUCCACAAGGAUUUUUCUACGGCGCUUGACAUAUUAAGCUGUUAUUUAAAAUCUUCCAGUUUAUCUCAUCUCGUAAACCUGUGUGGCGUUUUUGUUUCACCAUUACACAGCGCUAAUUACCUGUCAAAAAGUGAAUCCCCUACAACAUAAAAAUUGUCUGGACCUAGCAGAAACUCGAAUUGGAGGAACAUCUUCCUAAAGACAAUGGCAUGCGAUGGAAGUUCGUGUUGUUCCUGUUGUUCGAGAUGUCACAGAAAAUGGGAAUCUUUUAUAGAGAAUGCAUUCGGCAGGCUCGGUUCUUUCAUUUCAUCAUAUCCCGUGAAAAUAAUGAUCGUGUGUAUUGUUGUCAACUUGCUUCUGACCAUUGGAAUCAUGAAUAUAGAAAUGGAAAAUGAUGUGGAAACACUCUAUACACCGAUGGAUAGUCAAGCAAUAAAAGACCGCUCUGUAUUACGAGGCCUAUACGGAGACUCCACGAACAGUAGUUUUCGUUCUUACCAACUUUUAGACUUUGGACUGUAUGGCGAUGUAAUGAUUCUCUCUAAAAAUAAGACUACAAUAAUGAGCCAAGCCUAUGUUGAUGAAAUAAACAACAUCAACACUAUAAUCAGAAACACUAUAAUUGUUAGCGAUUCCUCUGGACAAACCUAUACUUAUGAUGAUCUGAGUGCAGGUUCGAAUCAUAACGAAGGAAUCGCUAGUGCUGUUGUACUAUUGAAUACAUUUCAAGACAAUUUCAUAAUCCCUAAUAUAACCUACCCAGUUUAUGGGGAAUAUAUCUUGUCGCCCUUUCUUGCGCAGGCAGUUUCUGCUAGCGGAAUGUUAAAUUCUGCAAUUGGAGUAAAAUUGCAGUACUAUCUUCGACAAAGUGAGACAAGUGUAGUGGAACUUUCAAAGAAAUGGGAAAAGGCUUUUGUUGCCAAAAUGGAGAACCUGCAAACAAAUCUGACAGAUAUUGCCUACACAUCCUCAGAUUCCCUCGGAACAGAAUUGGACAAAAACACAAAUAGCGAUAUAAAAUUUUUCUCCGUUACGUUUACGCUCAUGAUGACAUAUGCAUCUAUUGCUUCGUUGACCAUCAAUUGCAAUAAUGUAGCUAAUCGUAUGAAUUUAGGAAUAGCAGGUGUCAUUGCCCCCGUGUUGGCCAUCGCCUCAGCCUUCGGAUUUGUGAGUGCAAUUGGAGUGGAGUUCACCAACAUUGUUGGUGUAAUGCCGUUUUUGGUUGUCGGGAUUGGUAUAGAUGAUAUGUUCAUCCUCAUGUCCGGAAUGGCGGACGCCCCACCUCUGUCUGAAGUAUCCAUUAAACAAAGAGUGAUUUUCAUGAUGCAGAAGGGCGCAGUUGCCAUAACGAUUACGUCACUGACAGAUUUGCUGGCUUUUGUCGUUGGAGCAUCGUCGGUAUUCAAAAGUAUUCGGAAUUUCUGCAUAUACACAGGUGUGUCGGUGUUCUUUUGCUAUUUAAAUCAACUUUUCUUUUUGUGUCCGGCUAUAACGAUUAAUGAACAUAGAACGAAGGGGAGCAAACAUUUCUGUUGUUCUUGUAAAACUGUAAGACCGAGAAACGAAUAUGAAAAUAAGUCGAAGUGUUUUCUCUUAUGUGUUCCUGGAUCGCCCCCCGAAACGAGACUUGAUGUGGAAAGUCCAAUGGAAAAAUAUCCCAAAAAGUUUAUCCUUUUCAUUUUAAAUCAUACUAUCGGGAAAUUUGUCGUCGUUGUUGUAUUCCUCGCUUACCUAAGUUCUUCAAUAUAUGGAUGUGUAAAUCUUCAACAAGGCCUUCAGCUAUUCAAUUUAGUUUCAAAAGAUUCCUAUUACUACAAGUAUAGUGUGUGGGACGAAAAUUAUUUCACCACUGAACCAAUGAUUACGCUUUGUGUGACUUCAGAACAGGAAUACCACAGGAGUGAAACACAAAAUCUUAUAAAUUCUGUGUUAUCCAAGACUAAAUUGGACAGUUAUGUUGAUGACAAUGUUGAGAUAAAUUGGCUUACAAGUUACAAGCAAUCUGCACAUUAUAAUGCCGCCACCGAAUCAAAUUUUGUUAGUGGUGUGAAGGACUUCUUGGCGUCACAGAGUGGACAAUCCUUUGAAAACGACAUUGUUUUUGAUACUUCUAGAAGCAAAGUGCUGUCAUCCAAAUUUUAUGUUAAGGCAAAAAAUAUGAAAACAUCAAAUGAACAAGGGGAUUUCAUGAAACGUAUGAGGGAAAUAACAGAGAAUACGGCACUUCCCUGUAUAAUCUAUACCCCGGCUUUCGUUUUCUUCGAACAAUACGUACAAAUCCUGCCUAGCACUCUCCAAACUCUGGGUAUUGCAGUUGCUGCAAUGCUGGUCGUAACGUUUAUAUUCAUGCCCGAUUUGCGAGUCGUUGCCAUAGUAUGCAUCACACUUAUCAGCAUCCUGUCCGGAAUAUUAGGUUUUAUGUACUACUGGGAUCUGACAUUGAGCUCAAUAACUAUGAUUCAUUUGGUGAUGAGUGUAGGGUUUUCUGUCGAUUUUAGCGUCCACAUUUGCCACGCCUUCAUGUCUGUUGAGGGAAACAGUCGCGACACAAUCCUAAAAAACGCUAUUGAUAGAUCCGGUGGCCCUGUUGUAAAUGCGGCUUUUUCCACGCUAUUGGGGAUACUGAUGCUUGCAUUUUCCAGCAGCUACAUUUUUCAAUCUUUCGGUAUCCUGAUGUUUUUGGUAAUUGGAUUCGGACUGAUACAUGCGGCGUUCUUUCUUCCUUUAUUACUAUAUGCAUUGUUGCCCUGCUUCCACACUAUACAGUCUGGGAGAGUAAUCGAUUCGCCAAUCGAUUCUAGAUCCCAAAGAGCUUCGUCAGGAAUAUUUUGGUCAUCAUUUGACAACGCCAACGAUAAAAAACAUCAGGAAACACCGAUUGAUAAGCAAAAAUCUUCUAUGAAUGGAGAUCUACCGGUAUCUCAAACAAGGCCUUUACCAAGACCUUUACCAAAACCAAACUCGUCGAGACCUAACAGUAGUUCUCAACAUGAUGAAAACAUUCCACAAGGCAUAGUUAAAGAUAUCGGUGAUGGGUAUAAGAUGUACCAACCUCACAAAAAUCACGCAUCUUGAGCAAAACAAUAUAUAACAUCCAUUUAAAGUUUGACAAUAUUUUGUUUAUAUAUUCAAUCAAAGUAUAUCCACCGUAUCUCUUUUUUAUGUAAGAUUUUGUUUAAACUAUCUACACUUCAUAUUGCCAUUUCCCACUGGUUGAUAUUCAAACACAAAGAAUCAUAGAGUGAGGAGAUGAACAUUGCUCUUAAGAAAGCGUAGCAAAUUUAACAUAAAUUUGAUUGAUAGCUUUUAUAUUGUUUAACGUCCCUCUCGAGAAUCUUUCACUUAAAUGGAGAUGCAAAAUUUAAGUCUUUGCUCAACGCUCACGGCCUUUCACAGGGGAUGGAUCUUUAUCGUGCCAUAUUUGCUCUGACAGCGGACCUCGGUUUUUAAGGUAUCAUCUGAAGGACCACCUUAUAUGGUCGCCUGUUACGACUAGCAAGGGGUUUUGAUGAUCUGUUCUAACUUGGGUCCCCAUGGGAUUAUUUAACAUAGAGAUGUAGGAGAAGCGAUCAAUCAUAAUCGUGAUUAUACUUCAAAGUGUGUAUCAACUCAUAUCGAUUCAAGUUUGACAUGCAUGUAAUCAGGAACACUUACAGUUUUCUACGUACAGUUUGUACAAUCAAUUUAUAAAUAGUUUUGAAUGUAGACCCUACAGAAAAACUAUGGUGGGGCAAGAGUAAACGUGCGAAAUAUACCUAUGUCUUUUUUAAUUUCGAUGUUAGAUGUAUUACAACUUUUAUUCAAAACAAUUAGAUAAAUGGGUAUAUUUAUUCCUCCUAGGUACGCGAUCCAACCACUGGUGUGUCGAGGGAUCCGUGUUUUCCAUAUUAUUAAGUUUGGUAUUCUUGAUAGGAUUGAUGAGAUUAAACAUAUCUGUAUUUUUUUGAGUAGAGGUAAGAAAUCUACAUCUUGAUCCUGGUGAAAUAGCCUAACACUUUUAUGGCUGUAUUCUGAGUAUUCAAUACAAAUUACCUGAACGUGUAGCCUCAUCAUGAACUCUAAUGAAGUUAAGAUGGGAAAAGGCUAAAGGUAAAGCAUUUUACUUAUGAACAUUAAGAUAUACAUUUCCAUUUUUUGCUUUUACUAUAUUUACAAGUUGUAAUGACCGCCAUUUCCUUCUGAGCGGGGUACAGUUGUACAAAGUGUGUGAUAAAUAGAAUAUAUCUGUUAUGACGGUUGGAAAUUCCGACAGAAAUGAAAUAAAUUGGGAAGAUAAGAAAUACAUUUCAUAUUUGAAAAUACAUGAGGGAUUGAACUGCAACGAUUCACCCAGGCUAUACUUUUUCACGGAGCGCUAAUUAUUUAUGUAGUUUAUUUUCAACUUGAAUGCAUACAUUCAUGUAUUUACCCCACCCAUCGCAUAUACAUAUGAGUCUUUAUUGUCUGAAAUCCCUAUCUACAGAAUUGAUAUCACAUUCAUAUCCGAUUUUCGGUAUAUGUAAAACUUGUAUUAUCAACCAUUGAUAUAUAUAUAUAUAUACAUAUACAUCCAUCAUACUUUUCAAGAAGUAAAGUAACUAAUAAAAUAUACUAAAGCAGCUUUGUGAUAUUUUUAUUAUUGUACAUCUUGUGUAGAUUUCAUAUACUUAUUUCUGGAUUAUAUUUAUAUAUAUAAUUUUCUCAAUAAAGUUGCAAGAUUGA
Messenger RNA from Ostrea edulis (European flat oyster), 6722 nucleotides. Its product is annotated as patched domain-containing protein 3-like. Gene Ontology annotation, cellular component: membrane. The coding region runs from base 2226 to 5096 and encodes 956 amino acids. The transcript has 4 exons. The record is from RefSeq and is a predicted model, not a curated record. Lineage: Eukaryota; Metazoa; Mollusca; Bivalvia; Ostreida; Ostreidae.